Molecule: messenger RNA, 1558 nt
Organism: Strongylocentrotus purpuratus (purple sea urchin)
Lineage: Eukaryota; Metazoa; Echinodermata; Echinoidea; Camarodonta; Strongylocentrotidae
Exons: 9
Coding region: 53-1558 (501 amino acids)
Source: RefSeq, a predicted model, not a curated record
AACACACAAUCCAGAGACGCCAGGAAGUGUGAAAAGCAUCCGCAAACAGGACAUGGUGAACGAACUGAAGGAAUGGAGCUCCACAACAGACAAUGAGAACCAGGUGGUCUUAUUAAGCAUUGCGUUGGAGGAAGCAGAAUGCCGUCCAGUCGAUAGAACUUUCUUUACAGGGAUGAGAGUAUCCUUUUUUGAGCUCUGGUCAGUGGCUUACGACGGUUCACAGGACAACAUAAUAAAGCUGCAAAGGUUACUUAACACCAUGGGUAUCAACGAUGUGAACCCUACCGAAUAUGGGAUUUAUAAAGGCCUUUGUGAAUGGAGGAACAAGGAACAUGACGACCAGAUGAACCUUCUGAGAGAUGAAUUAUGCGCAGCCAAUUUGACAGACGUAUGGGAGCACAUUUAUGGCCUUCGCGAGAAGAGGGAUGCCAAUGUGCCUGAUGACACACUGAGUCACAUCCUGUGGCAUAUUCAAAAUCCCAGGAAGGUAGAAGACCUCCUUAGCGAAUUGAUUCCUGGCCGAAAGAAUCAUGCCGCAAACAAGACACUGCAAUUCAGUCAAGUAGUGACCAAAGAAUCAAUCAGAGAAGCAACACAGGUACUGAGGAAAUGGAGCGCUGUUCCUGAUCAUCUCAAGAAGCCUAUAUCUACACAGGAAGUGGAGGCGUGUGUCCAUAGUCUGACUGGUAGACAUUGCAGACGAUUGGCAAAGGCUGCAGGAGUCUCCGAUGAUCAGAAGAUUUCCGCAACCAUAAAUGAAAACACGGAAUCGUUGUUUGACACCCAGUCAAUGAUUCGUGACUGGAUCGAUCGCCAACAAUGCAGCCACUAUGACAAGAGAUGUAGACUCACUCAAGCAGUUAUCGAGAUUGGUCGUCAUGAUUUGAUUAAUUGUUUUGGAGUAAACGACCAUAACCGUUCAAUCGGAAAAGACCCUGGAGGAUUACACCCUUAUCCCCAUCAGUUCAGUCAUGAGAGUGCCUACAUUGAUGACAUAAGAGAAAUUGUGUCAUUCCUUCCGAAAGAGAGAAGGGCAUAUUUCUGCAAACCAAUGCUGAUCUCCUUAAACGUAGACGGAAAAGACGAAAAACAUCUUGAACCACAAGAUUGGGAAAACAUGAUCUCGGCAACAAACACUUCAUACGAGCCACUGGAAAAGCUUGCUACACGCUUCCAACUAACCUUAACAAAGGCUAAUUGUCGCGGGUUUGAGGUAACGGAUGAAGAUUUGGAAAUAGCAGCCGAAUUCAUCAAUGCAGCAAACACGAAAUUGCAGCCAAGUCACCAUCAACAUGCAACACGGAUUGAAGCAAACACCGAUAAAGCGUACAGCGGAACUCCUCACAAAACAUCUACCGGAAGUGGAAACGACAAUGGGGAUAAGAAGGCAAGCCAAAAGCUCGAAGCUCCCGAGGAUAAACAAGUUACCACAGUGGAUGGGACUUGUCAUGCCGACAGUAAUGAACAUUCCAGUAAAACAGAUGUUGAAGGCAAUAACACGCAUCUUGCUGCAUCAAAUGAAGUAUCACAUCCGAAAAAAGCAUCAGGUAAAUUUUGA